This is a messenger RNA of Sinocyclocheilus rhinocerous, 3912 nucleotides long. RefSeq names its product transcriptional regulator ATRX-like. The record is from RefSeq and is a predicted model, not a curated record. The transcript is spliced from 17 exons. Gene Ontology annotation, biological process: replication fork processing; chromatin remodeling. The annotation marks the transcript as partial. Gene Ontology annotation, molecular function: chromatin DNA binding. Lineage: Eukaryota; Metazoa; Chordata; Actinopteri; Cypriniformes; Cyprinidae. Gene Ontology annotation, cellular component: nucleus; pericentric heterochromatin.
GCCCUAAUUUCUCCUUCUACUCUGCACUUUCUUUGCAUUAAAUGCAUGCAUGCAUUCUCCUGCGCAUUAUGAUUUUUCUGUGUUUUUAAAAAAAUGCAUUCAGCGAGGACGCAGACGGUGGUGUUUUAAGUGAACUGCGCGCGGUGCAUGUGUGCGUGCGUUCGCGUUCAGAGCGCGCGCGCAGAUGCACCGAGUCUCGCGCGCGCCAUUUUAACGCGUCUCCGGCAAGAUGGGGCUCUCGCUUUGUCUGCCCUGAUCGGCAUAAAGCACUAUUUACUUUCAUUACACGCAUGAAAAUUUACCGGAUCGAAUGAAAAAACAGCUUUUCCUCGCGGUGCCAAACCGGUGACAUCUCAAAGACCCGCGCGUGAGAUGAGCACGGAGAUCUUAAGGUCUAGUAAAUUGAAUACAUUGGUGACCAAACUUCAUGAGUUUUUGGGUCAUUCUCCAGACGAAGAAAGCAUUAAUUCUCCAGACAUUUCCAAUGGUAAAAUGGCUGCUAGUGACUUAAACAGCCCUGAUGAGAGAAUGAAUGAGCCUGGUUGCUCCUCAGAAAUGACCAAACCCUCAUCUUCACGCUCAAAGAGAAAACCUUCAUUUGUGACCAAGCACACUGUCGUUGAUGAAUCGGAAUGUGCAAACGAGAGUGGAGGUGAACGCGGCACAGAUGACAGCAUGCAGAGCAGUCUGGAUAUCAGCAAGCUGCCACAAGGCACAGUGGUGGUCAAGCCAGAACCGGUUGCUAACGAAGCUAAAGAUGAAUUCCGCGGUCCGGAGUUCCGUAACAGAGGAAGUAAAGUGAAAGAGGACGGCACUCGGAAACGUCCCGACGAGCAGCUCCAGGAGAUUUUUAAUUGCACAGCAUGUGGACAGCAAGUCAAUCAUUUUCAGAAGGAUUCGAUCUUUCAGCAUCCUGCACUACAUGUUCUUAUCUGCAAGUCAUGUUUCAGAUAUUAUAUGAGUGACGAUAUCAGCAAGGAUGAAGAAGGAAUGGAUGAGCAAUGCAGGUGGUGUGCAGAGGGUGGUAAUCUGAUUUGCUGUGACUACUGCAGCAAUGCCUUCUGCAAAAAAUGCAUUUUGAGGAACCUUGGACGAAAAGAGCUGUCUGAAAUCAUGAAUGAAGAAAGCAAAUGGCACUGCUAUGUGUGCCGUCCAGAGCCGCUGCAGGACUUUGUUAAAACCUGUGAGAAAGUUUUGCUCAAUCUGGAAUCGUCUCGCAGAAAGCCCAAGGGAGACGGUGACAAGACGAAGCGUGAAGAUCGUAAACACAAGCAUAGCAAACGAGAAAAAACUGCUGUAAAUGGACAGGAUUAUGCCUCCGACGGAGCGGGGACGUUAUCCUUUUCCUGUAAGACGUUGACGGUUCCGAAAGAGCUUGUCAAGAAGACCAAAAAAAUAAUCGAGACCACAAACGGUUUGAAUCGUACUUUUGUACAAUUCCUUCAGCACACGUCAAAAGGCCGUGAAGUUAGUGCAGUAAGUAAUAGACACUUAAAGGCCUUCAAAUCGGUUUUGGCUGAUCUGAAAAAGGCCCACGUGGCUCUGGAGAAAUCACUUGAAAAAGAAUUUGAAUCGAAAGGCCUCAAGUUUCAAAACGGAGAGGAGCAAAGACCGGUGCACAGUCAAACUGCAGAUCAUACCGUUGUUAACUCACACCACGCUGACCCUGCUCCUGUCACAGAAGAUGGUUUGGAUUGCACCGCCAAGGACCAAGAUGAAAACCAGCAGGAAAGUAACUCAGCUGAUGUUGAAAUGAAGGAGAGCCUUCCACCCUCUCCAGAAAAAACUUGGGACCAGUCUGAAGAAAGUGAAGCUAAAGAGCAUGAAAUGGCAGAUAACCCUGACUUUGAGGAAAACUCCGUGCCAGCAGGUGAAGCGUCUCUUGAUAAAGACAUCGUGUCUAUUCCACCGUUUGUCCCAGAGGAGCUCUUUGAGAUGGUCGAGAGUCUUGCAGUAAAGAAAGAAGACCGUGACGAUAGCAACUCGACUGGUUCCAGUGAUUGGAAAUCAACGUCCAACGCUGAGGUUGUGAAAUCCAAUAAGAGCCUGACAAAACUGGGUAGAAAACUUGUUGUCAAACUAACACCUGUUCCUCUUAAAAUUACCAUAAAACGAGAUAAGAGCAAAGAACAGUCGCCUUCAGAAGACAUGGAUUGUGACACAUUGCCAAAGGAGGCUCAAGAUAGCAGACGCUCCCCCAGGAUGAAGACCACACCCCUACGCAAGUCACCGGAGGUGAAGAGCAAACGUAAACCAAGGUCGUCAAUGGCUAAAGAAGAGCGCAGCGACGCAGUCAAGGAGCAGUGCGAUUCAGACUCGGAUGAAGUCCCUGAGGUCCUGCAGACGGCUGCCUUGAAGGCCAGCUCUGAGAGCGAACCCGAGAACGCUUCUGGAAAAGGUACCAAGAAGAAGAAGUUAGCUUCCCGCUCUGCUGAGAAAGCAAAAGCGAAGCCAAAGCGUAAACUCGAUAUGGCCUCCUCAGAUUCAGAACGGUCAUCAACAGCAAAGAAAAGGAGCUCCAAAAAAAAGAAGGGCAGAGAAUCUGACUCCUCAAACCACAACUCUGAUCUUGAGAAGCAGAUGAAAAGCCUGUCCAAGGUCGGCAGUCGGAAAAAAACAUCCAAAGGUGUCAAAAAGGAAGAGAAUGAGUCCAGUAAAGAUGGCAAGAAAGGCCCUAAAAGGUCAUUUGAGAGGAAACGAAGGUCACAGAAAGAAAAGCCUAAAACCAAGGAAGAGUUUUCCUCCAGUGAUGAAGAGCAGGAGGAGGAGGAGCAGGCCGUUAACUCCGAGGAAGACAGCGAUCAGCAGAAGAUUAAACCAAUACUUGAGUCUGUGAUGGCUAGUAUUGAUGGUUUCCAUCAGUCAUCAGGUGAUGAAAUUGAAUUGAAGGCUGAAUCCUCCCAGGUGCUGGAUGAUGACGAUGAUCCAGAGAAUAGAAUUGCCAAGAGGAUGCUUCUGGCGCAGAUCAAAGCCAACUAUUCCUCUGGAGCUGACAGUUCAUCUGAUGAUGAAAACGCAGACAAAGAGGACGGGGAUUCACCAAAGAAAGGAAAAGAUGGUGCUAAGAAGCAAGACGAAAGUGAGGAAGAGGAUGAAACUUCAGACUCGUGCUCAGAUGUGGACGUGAAGAAAGGUGGACGCAGGCACCGUUUGUUGAGGAAGAAGUUGACUCUAAGCGAGGGAGACUCUGAUGACGAGACCCCAGUUAAAAAAAAGAAAGAAACCAAAAAGAGAAGCAGGCGGAAAGUGGGCAGCGAUGAUUCGGCAGACUCUGACUUUGAGCAGUCGCGCUCGGGCUCCAGUGAUGCAUCAGCGCUCAGUGAGACCGUGAGUGAAGACGACGAUGAAGACAAGAGCAGUAAACGCAAAACACGGUCAUCCAAAAAAGCUGGCAAGGACGGUGAGAGAAGUUACCAGAAAGAGAAGAAGAAACGACGUCGCAUUAAGGUUCAAGACUCCUCGUCCAGUGGCAAGAGUGGAGGGGAAGAGGAUGGAGAAGAUGAAGGGGAUGAGAAAGGAACACCCAAAGGUCGCAAGAAGAUCCGCAAGAUCCUUAAAGAUGACAAACUGCGGACAGAGACCCGGGAUGCCCUGAAGGAGGAAGAGGAGAGGAGGAAGCGCAUUGCUGAGAGGGAGCGGUUAAGGGAGAAACUGCGAGAGACUAUUGUGGUGGAGGAGUCAUCACAGGUCACAUGUCCCAUCACCACAAAGCUGGUGCUGGAUGAGGACGAGGAGACCAAGGAAGCAUUAUUGCAGGUUCACAGGAACCUGGUGACCAAACUCAAACCCCAUCAGGUGGAUGGAGUGCAGUUCAUGUGGGACUGCUGCUGUGAGUCAGUGAAGAAGGUGGAGAAGUCUUAUGGCUCUGGCUGUAUUCUGGCCCACUGCAUGGGGCUGGGAAAAACUCUCCAG